AUGCGUACAGGUAUCAUUUUAUUCUUCUGUUUGGUUCUUAUUGCGAUCGUUCAUGGUAACAAACGAAUGUCACUUGGUGAUGAUGAUGAUUUCGAUAACAACAUGGAAUUAUCAGUGGCUGAAGCAAGAUCAUUUUUAGAAGAACGUGGCUUUGAUAAUAGUGACAGUUCUGACGAUGAUGAUAACACCGUAAGCAUUGCUGAUUCACUAAAACGUGCUCAAGGUGAUUGCGUUCGAUGUAAAGGCAAAAUUGCAAUGUGUUGUUGGCCAAAUUUUUGUAAAAAACAUUUUAUUAGAUUGAAUGAAUGUGUCGAAGUUAAAGUCAGACGUUGA
Messenger RNA from Didymodactylos carnosus, 333 nucleotides. The record is from the annotation of a GenBank genome assembly. Lineage: Eukaryota; Metazoa; Rotifera; Eurotatoria; Philodinida; Philodinidae.